CAAUACCAAUGUUCAGUGACUAGAUGAAGGAGCAGUGAGUGAUCAUACCCUACUAAGUUUGGCUCACCAACAGCAAACCACACUGGAGAGCAAGUUGGCUUAGCAGAUGAUGGAAAUCCCAGAAAAUGUAAUAGAUGAAUUCCUUAAAGAAUGUGAGGUUAUUGAUAGCAUCGAAGAUGACCUUGAAGAUAUUGAAACUAACUUCCUGGCACAGGAGGAAGGCGAGGAAGAUGAUGACGGCGACAUCCCAAGCGACAUCGACAUGCUCUUGGAGGAGGAGGAGUUCAUGGAACUUGACACAUACGAUGCUGACAACGACGACCUCGCCUCCCAAACUGUCACUGCACGGUCUCCCAUUGUUGAGCUCGGGGACGUUGCCGCGGCGACCGCGAAGGAUGCGGUGGACGAUGUGACACGGGUUAGGAAGGAGGGGCGGCGGCCCGUAGUCAUACUGCAGCGGCUAAACCCAGAGGUGAUCGCGGCGACAGAAAAUAAGAAGAAUCAGAGUGGCAGUGGCGGUGGGGGGAAGCCGGAGGUGGAGGAGACGAAGCAGGAGAUGGAGAAGGUCAAGCACCAGAAGGAGGUGCCCAAGGAUGCAGGAGAGAAGGCAAAGCACGAGACAUCAAAAAUCAAGCAUUACACAGAGAAGCUGAAGCAUAAAGCGAACAAGCAAAAGUCAAACGAGGAAGCGAGCAAGAAGCCCGCGUUCGAACUGUCCGCGAAGGAGAAGCCAACUCUGAACACCACGAAGGGAAACGAGGGGAAGGAGAUGGAUAUAAAGAUAAAGCAGGAGGAGAGGGAAAAGGCUACGCACGACGGCUCGCACGUGGAGGUGACAACAACCUCAAAGCAGAAGCCCCACAUCGAGUUGAAGAAUUCUGCGGCAUUAAAAAAGAAAACCUUAAAGAUCAAGGCAGAGUACAAGGGUACUAUGGCAAAAAAGUCGCAGGAGGAAGCUGCCGAGAAGGCAACUGCCGCACUCUACCAGCCGAAGAAGGUCGAGGCAGAAAGAAAGAGAGAGGACUUUGAAGCGAAGGGCACGACCGUGACGAAUCCGAUGGAACUGCACUGCAGCACCUGCAGGACGUACGUUACAAACAAGGAGGCUAUGGACAAACAUCUAACAAGCAUUAAGCAUGCACUUAUGCUGAUGAGGACACUCUUUCAAGGUCAAAUGGACCAGUUUUAUAAGGACAUAACAACUCUGGAGAGUGAUAGUCAUUUCUACAGGUGCAAGGUUUGUGUUAAGGUCUAUAUGGGAAGCAAAACGUUCCUAGACCAUCUUGAGAAGAACAUUCAUUUUCAGAAUGCUGCAGCAAACACUGAGACUCACCAGGCAUAUAUUUUACACCAGCCCUCUGAGAUCCAGGACAUUGUGGACAAGAUCACCAAUGAUUACCUAAUCGGUCUGGAGCACAUUGUCUUUGUGACGAAGCCGGUACUCGAGUGGCCACCGCAUAUGGAGUGCCUGGCCUGCAAGUCAGGCUUCCGUCCAACAGAUCUGCCCAAUCACGUCUGCACGACGCACCACAGGACAAACAUCAUCGAGUUCUUCUAUCCUGAGUAUUUUUUGAAGCUGAAGGAAGCCAUGUUCACGUCCGGCGCAGCGAGGGACCUGGCCAAGCAGAUAGAGGAGAAGUACGGGCGGCAGAAGCUCAAACUCAAGGUCGUUGAGGACACCCUGGAGAGUAUUCUGGAGAGGGGACGGAGCGGCGAAUUCUACACCUAUGAGAAGUAUCGCAAGAACGCGCUCUACAGAGGUCCCACGCCUGAGCGUUCGGUCGUACUCGCACAAACGGAGGAGAGCACCAACAAGCAUCGCGGGAAGAAGCCCCUCGAGGGGAAGAAAGAUGCGGGCGAAGGGCGGCCGCGCCGCGGCUCGUCGUUCGAGCGGCAGGAGGCGUCGAAGCGGAGCAGCAGCGACCAGCCAUCGGACGAUGAAAAUAUCAAACGUCAAAAAAUGCAGCAGAACAGGAACGAACCGCCCCAGUGGGGAGGAGGAAGAGGAGGGGUACAGAGAGGAGCAUUCACAGGGUUCAGAGGAGAAGAAGAAGGAGGAGGAGCAGUCACUAAGGGUAGAGGAGGAGUAAGAGGAGGAGUUGCAGGCUUCAGAGGAGGAGCCAACGCAGAUAGAGGAGGAGUCAGAGGAAGAGGUGCAGCCAUCAGAGGAGGAGGCACAGGAUUCAGGGGAGGAGGUCGAGGAAGAGGCUCGCGCAACUGGUUGGAGCCGCAACACCAGAACUGGGACGGUGGUGCGCAGCCCAACAACAACCCGGGGAUUCUGCCCGACCCCAUCUACCCAAUACUGCAGCCCGGCGCCUCCCUAAUCACCACCUCCCAGGGGCUCAUGCCGGACCCCAACCAGAACGUCUUCAUCGACAACGACGUCGAAGACCACUACGAUUACAACAGAAGCAGCGGAGGAAACCACAGCCAGCAGCAGCAGCAGCGUGAGUGGGAUUGUGAGGGCAGCGGAGUGAGGGAGAAGCAACAUCGCGCGCCCCUCCUCGGCGAUGCCCCUGACCAGCGAACCGCUUCUUAUAACAACCCCGAUCGGCAGCAACCGUACCGCCAGCAGCAGCAGCAAGGGCGUCGGGAUGCCGGAAGGUCGUACCGCGAUGCGGAGGACGUCUCUCCUGGAUCGUUCGGGGAUGAUCCCGACUGGGACAGGAAUGACAGGAUGAGGAGGGAUGAGGGAAUGAUGCGGGAUGAGGGAAUGAUGCGGGAUGAGGGAAUGAUGGGACGCGGUGGGAUGAUGGGAUGA
This is a messenger RNA of Priapulus caudatus, 2764 nucleotides long. RefSeq lists its product as uncharacterized. The transcript is spliced from 11 exons. The record is from RefSeq and is a predicted model, not a curated record. Lineage: Eukaryota; Metazoa; Priapulida; Priapulimorpha; Priapulimorphida; Priapulidae. Bases 107 to 2764 code for a protein of 885 amino acids.